AUGACUCCUAUAACGGAUGAAAAAUCUCCUGAUCAUAGCGACAGGCAAGAUCAGACAGCGACUCCAGACCAUAAUAGUGACGAAGUAGACAAGUCUAGGGAUUCUUCGAUCUCACAGGCCGUACCUAAGCUUCUAACGGGAUUCAGCUUGUACUGCAUCCUAGUUGCACUUAUUCUGACUAUUUUCCUCGGUUCUCUCGACAUGACAAUUGUUGCAACAGCUAUUCCUAAAAUCACAGACGAUUUUAAAAGUCUAGAUCAGGCCUCGUGGUAUGGCUCGGCUUUCUUCAUGGCUAAUGGCGGCUUCCAGUCGUCAUGGGGCAAAGCAUACAAGUACUUCUCGCUCAAGGCCACUUUUCUCAUCGCCCUGUUUAUCUUCGAGCUAGGCAGCCUUAUAUGCGCGGUCGCGCCUGAUUCAAACACCCUCAUUUUCGGUAGAGCCAUCAAUGGGCUGGGUGGUGCAGGAAUUGGUACUGGCACCUACACGAUAGUCGCGGUUAUCUCGUCGCCCGCCAAGAGGCCCACCUAUACAGGCAUCAUCGGCAUGUCCUACGGCAUUGCUGCCGUGGCUGGUCCGCUAAUCGGCGGCGUCUUCUCUGAUAAGGUCACUUGGCGCUGGUGCUUCUACAUCAACCUACCUUUGGGCGGAGUGGCUGCUGCAAUUAUAGUAUUCUUUUUCCGCCCAAAGGGAGUCGAGCCGGCGCCUGUCACACUGACCGAGAAGAUUCUGCAGCUUGACCUGCCAGGUGUCGCUGUUCUCAUAGGAGCCAUCACCUCGUGCCUACUGGCUCUUGAAUAUAGUGGGCAGUCUAAAUCAUGGGGAAGUUCUACUGUUAUCGGGCUACUUGUCGGGGUUGUCUUGAUUACAGCACUCUUUUUCGUGUGGGAGCAUUACCAAGGAGAACGCGCCAUGGUUGUCUCUCGUAUCAUCACAAAACGACCUGUCGGCGUUAGUGCCAUUUUCACCUUUUUCUUUGGAGGUUCAUAUUUCCUGACUAUCUAUUACUUGCCCAUGUACUUCCAAGGCGUCAAGGGAGCCAGUCCCUCGAUGUCUGGUGUCAUGAGCCUUCCACUUAUUCUUUCUGUGACUAUCGCUAUGAUGUUAUCUGGGCUGUUCAUCACCGCAACCGGGCGCGCUGCUCUAUCGGCUACAACUGGGGCCAUUAUAGGCACUAUUGGCGCCGGACUGUUAUACACUCUUGCAACCAAGUCAAGCGCCGGAGAAUGGAUCGGAUAUCAAAUUGUUGCUGGUCUGGGCUGGGGCGUGGCUCUUCAGGUGCCAAUCAUGAUGGUACAGGCCAGCGUAGCUCCCGAGGACCUAGCGUCUACUACUUCAGUCAUUUUACUAUGUCAGUGCCUGGGCGGCUGUCUCUAUGUAGGAGCGGCGCAGACAGCCUUCUUGAACACCAUGAUCCACAAACUGUCGAUUCUUGCGCCGGACAUAAACCUGACUAAGGUCAUUGCUACAGGCUAUACUGCGAUCCGUGAUGUAUAUUCCUCAGCAGAGCUACCAAGUAUAAUUGCCUCGUAUAUGGCAGGAAUCAAGGUCUCUUUAGCGCUCUCUAUCGCUGGAUGCGGGCUCGCAUCUCUUGUCAGCGUUUUUAAUGACAGGAGAGUGUUAAGUAAGGAUGCCAUAAAGGAGGUUUCUGCAGUUGCUUAA
Fusarium tjaetaba is the source of this 1659-nucleotide messenger RNA. RefSeq names its product HC-toxin efflux carrier TOXA. The transcript is spliced from 3 exons. Lineage: Eukaryota; Fungi; Ascomycota; Sordariomycetes; Hypocreales; Nectriaceae. Gene Ontology annotation, molecular function: transmembrane transporter activity. The coding region runs from base 1 to 1659 and encodes 552 amino acids. Gene Ontology annotation, biological process: transmembrane transport. The record is from RefSeq and is a predicted model, not a curated record.